AUGUCUGAGCCGAUCCGCAAUAAGAAGCUCGAGAACAUGACCGCGCCUACGCCUCAGAACACUCCUCUGAACGCCGCACCGAUCUCGUCGCACGCACAGCAGCCUGGCAUUGAUAGCAUCAAGGAGGAGGACUUGGAGCGUCAAGCUGCUGGACUGUUCGCCGCGAACCCCGCGCUCGCUUCACUUAUGCAGGCAAAGCUCGGCUCCCUCGUUGGUCGAUCAAGUGGCUACAUUGAGUCCCUCCCUGGAUCCGUGCGCCGACGUGUUGCCGGCUUGAAGGGCAUCCAGAAGGAACAUUCUAAGCUUGAGGCCGAGUUCCAGGAGGAGGUCCUGCAGCUGGAGAAGAAGUACUUCGCCAAGUUCACACCGUUGUACAAGUCCCGUGCAAGCAUCAUCAACGGCCAGACCGAGCCCACCGAGGAGCAGGUCACAGUCGGCGAGAAGAAGGAUGACGAUGACGAGGAGGACGAUGUACCUGAGGAGGAGGUCAACAAGGACGAGGGCAAGGACGUCAAGGGUAUUCCAGAGUUCUGGCUGAGCGCGAUGAAGAACCAGAUCUCGCUUGCUGAAAUGAUCACCGACCGUGAUGAGGGUGCGCUCAAGCACCUUACCGACAUUCGCAUGGAGUACCUUGACCGCCCAGGUUUCCGCCUCAUUUUCGAGUUUGAGGAGAACGAGUACUUCACCAACAAGACUGUCACCAAGACCUACUUCUACCAGGAGGAGAACGGCUAUGGCGGAGACUUUAUCUACGACCACGCCGAGGGCGACAAGAUCGACUGGAAGGCCGGCAAGGACCUCACCGUCCGGGUCGAGAGCAAGAAGCAACGCAACAAGAACACAAAGCAGACUCGUGUGGUCAAGAAGACCGUACCAACAGAAUCAUUCUUCAACUUCUUCGACCCGCCCAAGCCCCCGCAGGAUGAGGAGUCCGCUUCCUCUGACAUCGAGGAGCGCCUUGAGCUUGACUACCAGCUCGGUGAGGACAUUAAGGAGAAGCUCAUCCCCCGUGCCAUCGACUGGUUCACCGGCGAGGCUCUUCAGUACGAGAACCUUGAGGACUUCGACGAGGGCGAAUUUGAGGAUGAAGAUGAUGAAGAUGAGGACGAUAUCAGCGAUCGGGACGAGGAUGACGAGUCAGAUGAAGAGGACGACGGCACAAAACCUAAGCAGGAGGCCGCCGAGUGCAAGCAGAGUUAA
Messenger RNA from Didymosphaeria variabile, 1200 nucleotides. It is a transcript of the gene NAP1, whose product is annotated as histone chaperone. Gene Ontology annotation, molecular function: histone binding; chromatin binding. The record is from RefSeq and is a predicted model, not a curated record. Bases 1 to 1200 code for a protein of 399 amino acids. NCBI's taxonomy places the organism in Eukaryota, Fungi, Ascomycota, Dothideomycetes, Pleosporales, Didymosphaeriaceae. Gene Ontology annotation, biological process: nucleosome assembly. Gene Ontology annotation, cellular component: chromatin; nucleus. The transcript is spliced from 5 exons.